GUACUAUUUUUCUUUUUUUUUUUUCGACAAUUUUCUUGCCAAGGGUAGCAACGAUAGAAUAUGACAACAGAACAGGACAAGGCUACUUCAUUAAAAGAUAUGAAAGCCUUUGAGAAAUGGCGUAAAUCGUUGCAAUACAUUACUGGUUUAGGCAUGACUCAAGAGGAACAAAAGCAUUUUCGAGGUCUCAUGCAAAAAGAAUUGGAGGAAUACCAGUGCAACAAGUGUGAAGUAUGGAAAGAGAACUUAUUAAAGAACAGUCCACCUGUCAGAUUUAUGGUCGAUGAACUUAAAAAGAUAAAAAAGGAAGUGACCAAGGAUGACUUUCUUUGCCUUCCUUGCGAUGAAACAAGAUCAGGAGGAUUCUCACCUACAGCCAUUAUAUUAUGUUAUAAUAGACUACCAGAAAAAAAGAUGCAAGAGCAUACGAUGGUGCAUGAGAUGGUGCACAUGUAUGAUAAUACCAAAUUUAAGGUUGAUUGGACCAAUCUAAAGCAUCAAGCUUGCAGUGAAAUUAGAGCAGCUAGUCUGAGUGGAGACUGUAAAUGGACAAGAGAGAUCAGAAGAGGAUUCUUUAGAUUUACAAAGCAACAUCAGGAAUGUGUGAAAAGAAGAGCUGUUCUCUCAGUGCAGCAGAAUCCUAACUGUAGUAGUAAAGAAGAAGCUGAGCGAGCAGUUUUGAGUGUAUUUGAUAGUUGUUUUGCUGACACUAGACCUUUUGAUGAAAUUUAUUAAACUUAGAGCAUCCUUUUCCUUUUUUCCUUUUCUCCUGCUUUUUUUAUUGCCUACAGCUGAGUCGCAUUUAAGCUUGAGUCAGUCCGCCAGAUUCAUUGUGGACUUGAGCACAGUCUUUUCAGAAUGUACAGUCGCAUUUUUGCAAUUUUUAUA
Molecule: messenger RNA, 888 nt
Organism: Rhizopus microsporus ATCC 52813
Lineage: Eukaryota; Fungi; Mucoromycota; Mucoromycetes; Mucorales; Rhizopodaceae
Exons: 3
Coding region: 61-735 (224 amino acids)
Biological process (GO): mitochondrial protein processing; mitochondrial proton-transporting ATP synthase complex assembly
Cellular component (GO): extrinsic component of mitochondrial inner membrane
Molecular function (GO): metalloendopeptidase activity
Source: RefSeq, a predicted model, not a curated record